This is a messenger RNA of Cydia strobilella, 5550 nucleotides long. It is a transcript of the gene ABCD, whose product is annotated as ATP-binding cassette sub-family D member 1. Gene Ontology annotation, molecular function: long-chain fatty acid transmembrane transporter activity; ATP binding; ABC-type transporter activity. Gene Ontology annotation, cellular component: peroxisomal membrane. Bases 517 to 2784 code for a protein of 755 amino acids. The record is from RefSeq and is a predicted model, not a curated record. The transcript is spliced from 16 exons. Lineage: Eukaryota; Metazoa; Arthropoda; Insecta; Lepidoptera; Tortricidae. Gene Ontology annotation, biological process: peroxisome organization; long-chain fatty acid import into peroxisome; very long-chain fatty acid catabolic process.
UAUUUUCUGCGUAAUAGACGUGUUUCGAGGUCCGUUUACGCACGUUCCGUGAAGAUUUAUUUGGAAAUAAGCAAUUAAAUUAUUUCACGCGUGUAUCAGUUAUGAACUAAGUGACGGAAUAAAAUUAUAUAGACUUCCUUUAGAUCCUGGUUUGUUUAGGACUUUGUUGGUGAUUUCAAUUGCGAGUUAUUCCGCAAUAAUAUAACAAGCUGAGUAAUCUAAUAUAGGUUGUUACUAUCGACUGACGCGAAACACGGAUGAAGAACUAAAAAAAUGGACGGAACGCGACACAAAUCAAACGCCAGCUAAACCUUCCAGUGAUCUCGAUCUCAUAAUUAAUCAAAAUGCCGGCCAUACUGACCAAGAUACGGGAGCAAGCUUCGCGGGUGCAGCCGUCGAUCGCUGUCGGCGUCGGUGUAGGCGUGGCCUUAGCUGCGUGUGCGCUGUACGGCUCGAGGGAGAGGAAGCAAGCUCCUUGUAACAACAACAAUAAUAAUAAUUAUAAGGUAAAUCAACAUGCCGGCCAUACUGACGAAGAUACGGGAGCAAGCGUCGCGGGUGCAGCCCUCGAUCGCUGUCGGCGUCGGUGUAGGCGUGGCCUUAGCUGCGUGUGCGCUGUACGGCACGAGGGAGAGGAAGCAAGCUCCUUGUAACAACAACAAUAAUAAUAAUUAUAAGAUCGCAAAAAAUGGCGAAUUACAUUCAGUGCAGAAUGCGUCGAACGGACAAACGUGCGGCGGGCGCUGCGGCGCUGAGCAGUGCGCCCUCUGUCGGGGGGACGUCGAUACGGACAACAAACAGAAUAUUGAAGACGCGGAAGAACCCGCCCCAGAAGAAAAGCAUGUGCCCGGACUUAACCUAGAGUUCCUUCGUCAAAUGGUCUCACUGGCUAAAAUCAUGGUGCCAGGGUUCCGUAGCCAUGAAGUAGCCUUGCUGACUGGACACACGCUGUGCUUGUUCACGAGGACCCUCCUCUCCAUCUACGUGGCAGCUUUAGAGGGUUCUAUAAUGAAACACAUAGUCCAAAAGGACCUCAAGAAAUUUGCAGCCCUCCUCCUCCAAUGGUUCGGUAUCGCCAUCCCAGCGACUUUCAUCAACUCCAUGAUCAGAUACCUGGAGAGCAGACUAGCCCUGGCCUUCAGGACGAGACUGGUGAAUCACGCCUAUGACUUGUACUUCAAGAACCAGACAUACUAUAGGGUGGCUAAUUUGGAUGCUAGGAUUGAGAACGCUGAUCAUAGAUUAACAGAAGACGUGUCAGUAUUCACGCAGUCUGUGGCGCACCUGUACGGGUCGCUGACGAAGCCCUGCUUCGACCUGCUCCUCAUAGUGUUGACCCUGGCCAGCUAUUCUAGCAAGAUGAAGGGCAACAUCUUCAUUGGACCUGGCUUCGCAACAGUGGUCAUCUGCAUGACCGGUCAAGUACUACGGAUGCUGUCACCUCGCUUCGGGGCAUUGGCUGGAGAGGAAGCUCGCAUGAAGGCCAAUCUCCGACAUGUACAUGCGUCUAUUAUCGCUCAUGCUGAGGAGGUCGCGUUCUACGGUGGACACAAGGUGGAACUAGGCCAACUCCAAUCCGCCUACAAACAACUCGUCGCCCAAAUGACGGGCGUGUUCAACAAGAAGCUGUGGUACGUAAUGCUGGAGCAGUUCUGCAUGAAGUACGUGUGGAGCGGCACCGGCAUGGUCAUGCUGGCGCUGCCCAUCCUCACCGGAACUAAAGGAGACGGGUCGACGAGCGAAGGAAUCAGCGCACGAACAGAGUACAUGACCACUUCUAGACAUCUGCUGAAUUCAGCAGCGGACGCUAUUGAAAGACUUAUGUCCAGUUACAAGGAAGUAGUAACGCUGGCCGGCUACGCCGAACGCGUGUCCGACAUGUUGGACGUGUUCGGCGAGGUGGCUCGCGGGGAAUGCGUCCGACACGUCCACGUGUCCGCGUCCAAGGACAACCCUAACGCGUUCCAGAUCACAUUCAGGGACAAGCGUCCCGUGCCGCAAGGAAAAAUAUCCUACACUAAUGAUCUGUCAAUCCGACUUCGCAACGUACCCAUAGUCACGCCAGCUUGCGACGUCGUCGCAAGUGGCGUGUCCUUAGACAUUGCGCCAGGAACACAUCUGCUCAUAGUGGGACCUAACGGCUGUGGCAAGUCCAGCUUGUUCCGCAUCAUUUCCGGCCUGUGGCCCGUCCACGGGGGCUCCUUGGCCGUGCCCCGCCCCUGCGCCUGCGCUCACUGCUCAGACGACGCUCCUCCCACCGGCCACUGCUCGUCCAGACCUAUCAUGUUCUACAUCCCGCAGCGACCUUAUAUGUCAAUGGGCUCCCUAAUGGACCAAGUGACGUAUCCGACGCGCGUGUCGCCCGACGACCAGGAAGCGUUUGACCGCGCGACGCACAUCCUCAAGGUCGUGCGACUCGACGCAUGCGCGGCGCGGCAUGGCGGCCUCAAGGCCGUCUGUGAUUGGCGGGCCACGUUGAGUGGGGGGGAGAAGCAGAGGAUGGCUAUGGCUAGGAUGUUCUAUCACAGGCCUGUAUACGCGUUGCUUGACGAAUGCACGAGCGCUGUUUCCAUGGAAACUGAGGUCGUCAUGUAUGAAGAGGCGGUGAAGGAGGGCAUUACACUCCUCUCUAUCACACACAGGCCUAGCGUAUGGAAAUAUCACACGCACGUGCUGGAGUUCGACGGAGCUGGCAGCUGGUCUUUCCGGCCUCUAGAGAAAGACGCGCCCGCCAUCACCCCCUCCCUUCCCCCUCCCACUACGACACAGAGCGACAGUGAUUAGGUAAUAAAUAGAGGACAGAAACUAACCCUUUGAACGCCAAAGACAGAAUUACAGCGCAAUAUCAACCUUCGUGCAUUACGAUAAGGUUCACUAUGAAGCCGCAGAAUAGGCGUAGCGUCCAAAGGGGUAAAUGGUCAUCGUUUGACCAUAACAGAUUUAAUGUUCAUAGAGUUUAAUUCAAGACUUCUUAGAGAACAUAAAAUUGUGUAACAAAUUGUAUAAUAUUGACAGAACUAAAUGAAUUGCCAUUAGAUUUAACCAAGACUAAACAAUAGCAUUACCUAUUAUUAGUUUUUGAAUCUAUUUUAACUGGAAAUAUCCAAUAUGUAUGUUUUGUCUAAUUAAAAUUUUCUUUGACUUUAAGGUGCUUAACCAAAGCAAGUUUAUAUUUUCUUACAAGCCGCCCCGAUACGGGUUGUAAUUAUACAAAUAAACCUUCCUGAAGAAUCACUCUUAUUCUCUAAUAAUAUGAGAUAAUCUCUAAUAAUUUUGACGACCGGUCUGGCCUAGUGGGUAGUGACCCUGCCUGUGAAGCCGAUGGUCCUGGGUUCGAAUCCCGGUAAGGGCAUUUAUUUGUGUGAUGAGCACAGAUAUUUGUUCCUGAGUCUUGGGUGUUUUCUAUGUAUUUAUGUAUUUGUAUAUUAUAUAUAUCGUUGUCUAAGUACCCACAACACAAGCCUUCUUGAGCUUACUGUGGGACUUAGUCAAUCUGUGUAAGAAUGUCCUAUAAUAUUUAUUUAUUUAUUAUUUAUUAUUAUUAUGAGAAGACCGCAUGAAAAUCCGUUCAGUGGUUUUUGAGAUUAUCGAACGUACAGACAGAUAGAUGCAGCGGGGGACUUUUUUAAUAAAAUAUAGUGAUUUUCUAUAGCCGCCCUGAGACAUACGAAAAGGUCUUCCAUCCAUGUAUUUUGAUUUUUUACUUUGACAUAUCAAAAUUUAUCUUUAUUGCAAGUAUUGGUUUAUUUGCUGCUACAAGUUACAGUUAUGGUUAAAUCUAUUGGCUAUUAUUAUAUUCAAAAUAACGAACUCUCUAAAUAAAGUGACGGUAAGUUUAGCCUUUUAUUCGGAAUUUAAGAGGAAUAUAAGUAAAAUAAGGUAAGAGUACCAAAAUAAAUUGUACGUUAUAUAAGUUUUAUUUUAACUUAGACUAAGAUAUUUGCUUAAGAUUAUUCUGUUGGCUAUGCAAAUUCAGGAAUAUUGUAAGUUUUGGGCUCAAAAAGUAAAUUUUUGGUAAGAAUUGUCUCUUAGAUUCAAGCGUAUUUUAAUUAAACUAUACAUUUCUUAGAGAGAACUUGCAUGAUCACAAAAUUAGGACUUCUAAUUCGUACGUAUUAGAAUUAUACCUACAUAUAGAUAAUAAUCAAAUGUAGCUAUAACAAAAUAUAUAUGAGUGGAUUAAUAUUUUAUUUCUAGGAAAAUUAUUACACUUGAAAAAAAGUUGAGAUUAAUUAAACAAUUUUUUGUAAUAAAUGUGCUGAAGAUCGAGCUCGAAAUACUUUAUUAAACUUUGACAAUAGUUUUGAUUUCUUAAUACUAAUAUAGAUGUACGUUUACGUACAUAAACAAUAUGUAAAAAACCUAUUUACUCUGAAAUUUCUUUUUUCGAGUUUUUUUUUAUUUGGCCGUAAGGCUGAAAAAAAUACAAUUUUGCGUCAAAUUACCAGCAUAUAAAAACCAUUGGUUUGUUUAUGUCAUGUUUGAUUUAUUCAAAAUGUUAAUUUGAGUUGUUAAACUUAAAGAAACAAUGUUUUGGGUUUAAAUAACUUGUAGAAAAAAUUGUGUGUGUGUGAGUAUGUGUGAUCGAUGACAAUACUAAUUUGUACGUUUUGUUUUAAAUUAAAACAACGUUUUAAAUUACAAAAUAACCAAGAAUUACGUAAACAAGGAUGCUGUAGCUAUAAAAAAUAUUAUUAAAAGCAUUACAAUCAGAGAUUCCUAGAUUCUUUCCAAAGUUAUUAUCAAAAACGGGGUAUUAUUCAUUAUGCCCUUGUAAUUUAGCUGUUAUUAUUAUUAUCAUAUUGCAUAUUGUACCAGUUAUAGUGUUAUUUAUUUUUUAAGAAUCGGGUGAUACCGGGUGGUGACGACUUUUGUAUAAAUAUAUUUAUAGGCUGCUCAGUUUUUUAUCCUCGCCAGUUUUUAUAUUUUUUUAAAUGUUGCCACCCAAAAAAAAACUAAGAAAAUUUUGAUAGAGAUUAAAUAUUAGAAAUGGCUGUUUAUGUGUUAAGGUGUUUUGUCUUUUUUACCGCUUGGAUUGUACUUUUUAUAUAGACAAUUUAGUGUGUGUAUUAUACAAUGUACAGUCAGCAUCAAAUAGAUAGUGACGCCCAAAGUGGCCAUUAUGGUAACAAAGGUGUGUUGUUACGAUAUAUUUGGCUACUUUGACCUUCAAUAGGUAUCUAUUUGAUGAUGACGGUACCAUCAGCCGUAAAGUGCAUGGCGAAUUUAUCAAUUAAUUCAAUUAUAAUUUCUCCAUGCAAUUUCGCAGCUCACUGUACAUAAGAUAUUCUCCAAAAAAUGUGAUGGUCACGAGAAUUUAUUAUUAGAGAUUUCAUUGAAAUUAAUUUGGUAUUUUCUUUUAUAUUACUACCUAUAUUAUGUCGGAUUUUAUAUAAUUAAGACAUAUCGUAUAUUCUUAUGGACCAGGACCUAACUUAGCGGAACGUAUUAUUUAUUUACAUGGAGAUAUUCCUACCAUUUGUAAAUUGUAAAUAAUAAAAAUUAGAUGUAAGUGACUUGAGGGAUAUUCAUGAGAAAUAAACGGGGUUU